Molecule: messenger RNA, 336 nt
Organism: Nematocida ausubeli
Lineage: Eukaryota; Fungi; Microsporidia
Exons: 1
Coding region: 1-336 (111 amino acids)
Molecular function (GO): peptidyl-tRNA hydrolase activity
Source: RefSeq, a predicted model, not a curated record
AUGAAAAUACAGUAUGUUAUAGUGAGAAGAGACACAGAAUUCACGCACGGAGCAACCAUAGCACAGGCCGUGCACGCAGUAACACUAUGCCAGCACACACACUUUGACAAAGACUACCUGGAGUACUGUCGAGAGGGAUUUGCCAUGCGCACAGUCAUUCUCCAGUGCACACAAGAAAACAUGCCAGAAAUAAUAAAAGAACUGCAGGAAAGGAAAAUAAAGCACUGCGUAUGGCGCGAGAUGCCAGAAGACAUUGAGACUGCAAUAGCUCUAUAUCCGUACGAAAAAGACCUUAUAAAGGCAAUACCCGCCAUAAGAAAGCUUAAGCUGUACUAG